AUGCCAGAUCAUUCCGUGGCCACAGAUCAAGAGGAUGUAUUGGUUGAUACAUUUUUCCAACGAGUGCAUCCUCGAUAUCCACUUCUUGAUGAAGUUUCCUUUCAGAAUAUAUUUCGUGAGACAACCCGGGAUGAAGAUCACAAUGCGCCCAGUCUAUUCUUACUGUAUAUGGUCUAUGCUAUUGCUGCGAGGACCAUCCAGCUACACCCUGAGAUGCGCCGAUGCACAACCCCAGAGGCAUACUUCACACGUGCACUCCGCCACAUUGACUCUGCUCUAGCGAGCCAGAGCCUGAAACGAAUUCAAGCCCUUCUGUUAAUUGCCAUUUACCUUCUCCGCACCCCGAGCAAUGUGUCAAACCUUGGAAGCUGGCACAUUAUUGGGCUUGCCAUAAGACACGCGGUUGAGAUGGGUCUCCACCGCAAUCUUCGUGAUUCUCGGGCAAGACAAAUGAAUCCAGAAGACCUCAACCUGCGCAACCGUGUCUUUUGGAGCGCGUACAUUUUGGAUCGAGCGGUCUCAUUGACCCUUGGCAGGCCAUUCGCCUUGGCAGAACAUGAGGUUGACGUUCCGGUACACGACUCGAGAAAAUAUCAAUCAUUCGUCCAUAUGUGCCACCUGCGACGGCUAGAAAGCCGCAUUCACCGUGAAAUAUUUGGUGCUGACGUGCAUGUGGCCUCUGACGAGAAGAUUGACUAUUUCCGGUAUGAGUUGGAAGCCUGGCGACUCGCUGUCCCGGUCCCAAUAGAUCCUUCCUCUAAUCUUCCUGGCUACUCAAUAUACGAUACAAGGGAAUUCUUCGAUAUUCAAUACAGCAAAGCACUACGUAUGCUUCUCCAACGACGCAUCACUAUGGCAAAGACAGAUCCAGAGGGAGACGCUUCGAAAACGGCAGAAUAUCUCACACUGAGUGCUCGGGCCGCUGGGGACAUCUGCCAACAUUACAAAGUGCUGCACCAGCGAAGCCCUUUGGGGUGGAACCUCCUGGCGCUACACUCUAUCUUCACAGCCGGCUUGACACUCCUAUAUUCCACUUGGACUAGGAAGGAGAGGCCGGACCUCGUCGCAUUGGAAGACAUCCGAGCCUGUUCAAGUGUCCUGUUUGCUAUCUCAGAGCAAUGGCCGUCGACAAAACGGUUCAGGGACAUUUUCGAAACCCUGACGCGGGAGAUGAUGGAUAUUUUGAAACGCAGCCAAUCCCAGAAUUGGAACGGGUUGUUUCCUGUCGAUGCGAAUUCGUUUGGGGGUGAGAGCUUUUGGUCGAUUUUUGAUGAUUUAGUGGAGGACGAUUACAUUCGCGAUCAGUUUGGAUUUGAGGAAAUGAUGGAUUAA
Molecule: messenger RNA, 1332 nt
Organism: Penicillium coprophilum
Lineage: Eukaryota; Fungi; Ascomycota; Eurotiomycetes; Eurotiales; Aspergillaceae
Product: fungal specific transcription factor domain-containing protein
Exons: 3
Coding region: 1-1332 (443 amino acids)
Biological process (GO): positive regulation of transcription by RNA polymerase II; DNA-templated transcription
Molecular function (GO): zinc ion binding; DNA-binding transcription factor activity, RNA polymerase II-specific; sequence-specific DNA binding
Source: RefSeq, a predicted model, not a curated record